AAAAUCUCCAUUAAAUCUUUCUCUUGUAGUGCUGGCUGCUCAGCUCCUGCUUCAGUAUGAAGGCUAACAUCUUUUCAUUAAUAUUAUGUUAUCGGUGAUUUGUGUGGUGUGGAAUGAAGGAAUAUGACCAUGCAUUCAGGUCCCAUCAGUUGACGAGCUAUGAGGCCUGCGGUGCCCAUUCUCUGCUUCUAGUGUGUUGUCUUUGUUUUUCUGAUGCCACGUCUCCACUAAUGCAUCCUGGUACUAGAAUGGACUUCGACAACAGAGGGCCCCCCGGAUCAUCUGGAGCCAUGGAACCUCCAGGAUCCACCCAGGAUGUGACAAGAAGUCGAAGAACGUCAAUUCAGAGUCAACCGAAAUCUAUCAUGGUUGUCCAUUCCACCCCCACUGGAGAGAACGUUCAGUGUGAAAGCUAUGUUAUAAAUACAACCACAGACUCCACCCUUUCUUCAGACUUCAUACCAGGGACUUUUUCUGAACUCCCAACAGCCAAGAAACGUCAUAAAAGUACAACAGAUAUUCCUUUCAGGGGAAACCUUAGCUUGCUUCCACCGUCUGCCAUGGGCCUUACAGAUCCAGAUCAAUCCUUGUUGCGCCGUUGCUCACUCAGAGAUCCUCCCUCGGUCUCACGCUAUGCUCGUCAUGCCCUCAGUGUGCCUAACAUGGGCAACACCAGCCCACUUUGUCUCCUCAACAGCAGCCCACUUCACAGCACCCCACUCUCACCUGUACAUAGCAAUAUUACCAGCCCCGCUAGGGAGAUGGAGAGGUUGGCCAAGGCCCGGAGUAAACUCCUGGAGAGUGACUAUGACCAAACCCCCACCAUUCCCCCAGAAACUCGAGAACAGCUUCGUUACGUCUCCAAGGAUGGAAAGUGUCGUGUCAACUUGUGUCACAUUUCCGAGAGGAGCCGCUUCCUGUCUGACAUCUUCACCUCUUUUGUGGAUCUCCAGUAUCGCUGGUUUCUGUUCGUAUUCAUGAUGUGCUACAUCACCACCUGGUUAUUGUUUGCUUUGCUUUACUUCUUAAAUGCUUUGUUCCGAGGUGACCUAGACCUAGAGGAACACCCCACAUCAGAUCAUCUAAACCAAAGGACCUGUUAUAUAGGUAUAGAUGGCUUCAUAUCAGCUCUGCUCUUCUCAGUGGAGACUCAGCGUACAAUUGGUUAUGGAUCACGCACUGUGUCCCCCACCUGCCACGAGGGUGUGUUGCUGGUCAUGGUGCAGUGUAUAGUAGGGUCCAUGAUCGAUGCACUCAUGGUGGGUUGCAUGUUUGUCAAAAUAUCCCGACCUAAAAAGCGAGCACAGACACUGCUUUUCAGUCGCACAUGUGUCAUUUCCAACCGUGAUGACCAGCUGUGUUUAAUGUUCCGUCUGGGGGAUCUGAGAGAAAGUCACAUGGUCGAUGCAAAGGUCCGUGCAAAGUUAAUCAAGUCUCGCCAAACUGCUGAGGGUGAGUUCCUGCCUUUGGAGCAGACGGAAAUCAACCUCGGUUAUGAAUCCGGGUCAGACCGACUCUUCUUGGUGGAGCCUCAAGUCAUUCAGCACAACAUUGACUCUAACAGUCCUCUUUGGGAACUGGGGCCUGAACAGCUUAGACGACAACAGUUUGAAAUAAUUGUUAUCUUAGAAGGAGUUGUGGAGGCCACAGGUAUGAUGUGUCAAGCCAAAACAUCCUAUAUUGAGACAGAGAUUGAGUGGGGUGCUCGUUUCGAACCCUGCAUGACGCUGGAGAAGGGUGCAUUCAGAGUGGACCUGCGUCGUUUCCACGCCACAUACCAGGUUCCACUGCCCUCCUGCAGCGCCAGCCAGACACAGCGGUUCAUGUCUCUGGUAGACUGUAAACUCCAAGACCCCAAAGCCUGCAAUGACUGGAGAAACUGGGCAGAGGGAGCAGAAGAGGAGGACAAAGACAAGCAACGGUCUUUUGUGGGAUUCCCUUUUGAUAAUAUUGAGGAGGAGAGAGAUGGGAGUGAAAGUGAGGAAGUGCAGACAAAACUCCUCAUCACAGCAGACAGUAGUUGUUUGAAAUAAUUCUUAAAUUCAUCUACAAAGAAUUUAUGGGUGUACUUUGUACACAAGAUAUCCUCCUGAGACCCAGCAAGGCAUUUUGGGCCUCUGUAGUGGACAAGAGUUUCACAACUUCACUU
This is a messenger RNA of Sphaeramia orbicularis (orbiculate cardinalfish), 2149 nucleotides long. It is a transcript of the gene kcnj20, whose product is annotated as potassium inwardly rectifying channel subfamily J member 20. Gene Ontology annotation, biological process: regulation of monoatomic ion transmembrane transport; potassium ion import across plasma membrane. Gene Ontology annotation, cellular component: plasma membrane. The record is from RefSeq and is a predicted model, not a curated record. The coding region runs from base 114 to 2033 and encodes 639 amino acids. The transcript is spliced from 4 exons. Lineage: Eukaryota; Metazoa; Chordata; Actinopteri; Kurtiformes; Apogonidae. Gene Ontology annotation, molecular function: inward rectifier potassium channel activity.